Trichobilharzia szidati is the source of this 1532-nucleotide messenger RNA. NCBI's taxonomy places the organism in Eukaryota, Metazoa, Platyhelminthes, Trematoda, Strigeidida, Schistosomatidae. The record is from the annotation of a GenBank genome assembly.
AUGACAGACGAUAUUGUAUCAUUAAGUCAUCAUGAUUUCCAGCCUGUUCAAUCACAAUUUAAACAAUUGGUUGACGAAUUCGAUGCUUUGGGAGAGCAUUGCCGGUGUAUAUAUGAGACUGCAAGAGGAAAGGUUAUACCUCAAUUAAAGUCUGUCAAAUUUAAUCUACUCAAUGAAGAUGAUAAAAGGGUGUCAUCAGCUUCAGCGUUUCAUGAAGAAGCCUUUAAUCAACUACAAGAACUAUUAGACAUGCAUACAAAUUGUUCAUAUUUGUUAAAAUUACAUCAAACUUUAAUUGAUUUAGAAGAUUCAAUCAAUAAAUUGAUAUGUGAAUGUUCAAUAGUUGGUGAAAAAGAAAACUGGGAAAAAAUACUCAAUGUAAAAGAGUUAAAAGGUGAUUGUAAGGCUAACAACUUAGAAGUCGAAGAAAACUACAAAGAUAUUAAUGAGGCAGUAUGCAGUUCAUGCGUCGAUGAUGUAGUUCAUUAUCUUGAAUUGGCUGAACAUUUAUUCGCUGAACAAACAAAGUUUAAUAAGGACGCUGCAUUGGUAUUUCAAAGUAUGCUGCAUGCACUUAUACGAUGCAAGGAUCGUCUUGCUCAAUUUGUCGAUGAGUUAUGGUGUCGAUGGAUUAUUCUAGAGCUGCCGUCAAAACAAAAAGAUGUGACACCAUUUUCUAAUGUCAGUAUCCCCUAUCCAUCAUCAAUUCAUGAACAGGUGGAAUCGAAUGAUUUUUUCAGUUUUUCAUUCAACGCUUGUCUACCGUCAGUAGCUCAAAUGGAAAAAGCACUGAAUAAUCCAAAUUCCCUAUUCGAUUCAAUUUUUUAUCGUCUGUCGUCGGAUAAUGAUGAUGAUGAUGUACCGGCGACUAGUCCACUAUGCGGAAAAUCUUCCGUAUUGGCUAGUCUUAAAAUAUUGGCCAAGCCUGGAUUAAUAUGUCAGUUGUUGAGAAUUAUUGAAGCUUUAAAAGAAUCUAAGACUCGUAUUUAUGAAUUGUUCAAUCAAAUUUGGACGUACAUCUUUAAACCUUGGCUUAAAAAGGUCCCAUGUGUAUCCGGUUCAGAAAUGGGUUGGCCAGAGUUAAAGACACAACCAUCUAUCUAUCAUAUUGCGUUAACAGUCUGUAUAGGACUGCGAGAUAUUGACACACUAAUUCGUGAAAUUCGUGACACAGGUUCGGCAUGGUGUGUGAUGGACAGUCGACGACCUGUGGAGAAGUUUAGUUUCACAACCAGGGAAAAUGAUAAGCUCUUAUAAGAAAUUUCCAGAGAUUGUCGGCAUGGAUUCAACCUACAAUACGGGGAUAAGGAAGAGUAAUAUUUCAAUGUAAAACCAAUCACUCGCAGUAAUCCUCUGUAUCAACUGGUCGUUACAGAUGGUCUGAACAGAAGUUGUCCAGUCAUGUACAGUAUAACUCAUCGCGAAAGACUUGUUGACGUUGAAGCAGUGUUACAGUCCUUUAAGAAUAUCAUGGGUGAUACAUGACAGACGGUCACGUUUAUAAUUGACAACAGUGCUGCAGAGCAACGUGC